This is a messenger RNA of Pungitius pungitius (ninespine stickleback), 1980 nucleotides long. RefSeq names its product hydroxysteroid (17-beta) dehydrogenase 10 (gene hsd17b10). The transcript has 7 exons. Gene Ontology annotation, molecular function: estradiol 17-beta-dehydrogenase [NAD(P)+] activity. Gene Ontology annotation, biological process: estrogen metabolic process; fatty acid metabolic process; androgen metabolic process. Gene Ontology annotation, cellular component: mitochondrion. The coding region runs from base 948 to 1730 and encodes 260 amino acids. The record is from RefSeq and is a predicted model, not a curated record. NCBI's taxonomy places the organism in Eukaryota, Metazoa, Chordata, Actinopteri, Perciformes, Gasterosteidae.
UCGUCAUCUUGUGAAACUAGAUAACGGGACUCAUUUAUUUCACGUUGUGUAUCAUGAUUUCAAAGUGACGGAUUGUUGGAGCUGAAGAGGAAACUGUGAGAUGAGGUAGUAGUUUGUAUAGUUUUAGGAUCACACCAGAUCUGGGAGAUAACUAUACAGCCUACUGUCUUUCUCACGGCAACCUAAACCGUCACCUACAUGAUCACCACCAGCAUAUCCUCAACUCGCGUUCAGUUGCUACGGCAACUUACGCCUCCGUUUCCAUUGGUGAUCAAGAGGGUUCUUACAUUUUAAAUGCAUAUUGCUGUUCUUGUUUGCCCCUCUUCAGAAGACGCCUCAAUCAUGGAUUCAGUAUUUUUAUUACUUACAUUUCUCAGUGGGGUAUCAUGAGCUAUUUGAUGGUAGAUAAGACAUUUGAAAAAUGUGAAUUAUUGACAUUAUUGCAAAUUCAAAUUGCAGCUCAAGUGUAUAGGUGGCAACCAACCAAAGGCUGCCACGAGGAUACAUAAAACAUUUUUUUAAAAACUUCGCGAUGUCCCAGGGAAAAUGUGUCUGUAGCUGUGCUGAGGUAGUAUGUUGUGUUGUUGUGGGGUUUGGGAUAUUGCAACCCCUAAUUUGGAGAUACAACUAUACAACAUACUGCCUUCCACAGCGUGGCAGCAUAGUGAACAGUCUCCCAGCUUUUGCAAUGUGUGCUGACAUAAACAUCAUGGCCCUUUAUUCAGCCCACAUUACAUGUCCUUGUUAAGAUUGUAAAUGUUACCAUUAUCUGUAGAAAGUGUACUACAUCACUUAUGUCAUUUAUGUUUAUUAAUAGAGCUACAGUCUACAGAAUCAUGUUUUCCUCCUUCAUUCACCUGCCAGCUGGUGGCAGUCAUGCGUCUCUAGACUGGUUGAAGCACCGCGAUUAAACACUAAAGAAGAAGAAAGUCCACUCAUAAACCAAGAUGGCGAAUAUUCGGUGUGUCAAGGGCAUGGUCGGCCUGGUGACAGGCGGGGCGUCGGGUCUGGGCCGGGCCACGGUGGAGCGUCUGAUCCAGAACGGAGCGUCUGCUGUGAUCCUGGACCUGCCCUCCUCCGACGGACCGGCUCUGGCUGCCAGUCUGGGGGAGCGCUGUGCCUUCGCUCCUGCAGAUGUGACAUCCGAGGCAGAUGUGCAGUCAGCAGUGUCUCUGGCCAGAGAGAAGUUUGGGAAGCUGGACCUGGCAGUUAACUGUGCCGGCAUCGCUGUCGCCGUUAAAACGUAUAACUUUAAGAAGGAACUCCCUCACAGCCUGGAGGACUUCCAGCGUGUAAUCAUGGUGAACAUUGCAGGAACCUUUAAUGUAAUUCGUCUUGCUGUGGGUGAAAUGGGGAAGAACGAGCCUGAUGCGGACGGACACAGAGGCUGCAUCAUUAACACAGCGAGUGUGGCCGCCUUUGAUGGACAGGUCGGUCAGGCAGCAUAUUCAGCCUCAAAAGGCGGCAUCGUUGGAAUGACCCUCCCCAUUGCACGAGAUCUGGCCCCCAUGGGCAUCAGAGUCAUCACCAUAGCACCAGGUCUGUUCUCCACUCCCCUCCUGGCUGGUCUCCCGGAGAAAGUUCGUUCCUUUCUCGCUCGCCAGGUGCCCUUCCCUUCGCGCCUGGGAGACCCCGCUGAGUUUGCCCACCUGGUGACGUCACUGGCUGAGAACCCCAUGAUUAAUGGAGAGGUCAUCCGACUGGAUGGAGCCAUCCGCAUGCAGCCCUGAGACAGAACGUGUGUGUCUAUGUGUGUGUAUGUCCACGUUAUCAAAAGUUGUUGAUAGUCAUUUCCAUCAAAUUAAGAUGAAAUUUUUUUUAAUGUCUCAGUGUCUAGAUGCAUGGUGCAAUUGGUUUUGUACAAAGCGGCAUACAGUGAUAAAAAUGUAUGAAAUUGCUGUACAUCAUUGAGGAUGGCAGUGGUUUAUUUAGUCCAGAUUAUAAUAAACAUCCAAAUGGGUUUGGUUCUUUUCAAAGACA